GUGGGAGGAGCAGGGGAGUGCGUGGGGGGAUUCAGGUGAUCCAGUCCUCUCAGAUCCCGCACAGAGGAGGCGCAAGACGGCGGGAUAAGCUGCAUACAGAGCGCACCGUCCGAUACAGCCACUCCCGACCACACGGAACAGAGAGAGAGAGAGAGAGAGAGAGAGAGAGAGAAAGAAAAAGAGAGAGAGUGAAGGGGAGAGACAGAGAGAGAGUGGGAUAGUGUGUGUGUGUGAGAGAGAGAGAGAGAGAGAGAGAGUGGGAUAGUGUGUGUGAGUGAGUGAGAGAGGGAGUGAGAGAGAGAGUGAGUGGGGGAGUGGAGAGAGUGGAGAGAGGGAGUGAGAGAGAGAGAGAGAGGGAUCUCACAGCUCGGCUUUGUUCUAUUUCGGUAAUCAGGGUUUGAACCGGUGCCUCUCUGUGAUCUCCCCUAAAAUCAGUUUGCUUUCUUCCCCCGGGCUAAGAAGUGUGACUACAAAUCUUGUGCCUCUGAAUCCUUUUUUCUCCUCUCUCUCUCUCUCUUUUUCUCUUUCUCUGUCUGUCCCUCCCUCAUUCUCUCUGUUUAUCUCCUGCGUGGAGGGUUCGAGAUGUUUAAAAGAAGCAAAAGCGAAGUUCUGGUGGACGAUGAAACGUCUGAAGGAGAGGAGGACGCGCCCUGGCAUCGGGAGCGCGCGGAUAAUAAGGAUAAAGAGUCAGAGGGAACAGAGGAAGCGCUGGGCCCCUCAACCAAGGACACCAAGAGUAAGAAGGUGAAACCUAAGAAGGACAAAGGAGACAAGAAGCUGUUUCCUUCACAAGAUGACGAGCACUUCCUGCUUACAGGAGUCACGGUCUCACACCGGAAAGGGUCUGCUAAGAAGAGCCUGGAGGAGGAGAAGGAAAAGAGUAAAGCGCACUCAGAGAAAGACCGUGUCCACUGCUUGUGGGACAGCAUCACCAUGACCAUGCGUCAGAUCACUCCAAACCGGAAGAUGGACAGGAUGGAGGGCUGGGAGCCGCCGCAGCUGAGCGAGGAAGCAGAGGGGAAGAGAAGCGAGGGAGAGGGGAAGAAGAGCGACUCGUCUCCGCUCUCUACCGGGCUCUCGCUCUCUCUGCCUGGCUCGCUGACCCUGCCGUCCUGGACGGGCAUCGGCUCAGAGGAAGACUCUUCACGUUACGCCAGUCUGAGCGAGCCCCAGGCCACAGGACCCUCACAGUGGGCCGCUCGUGCUCGAGAUAAACUGGCGGCCGUGCGACGUCGCAGCCCCGGCAGCCAAUCAGAGAGUGCGUGGGAGGGGCUUAAGUGAGAACUCAAACCUCUUCAUAGACCCCAUAUGAUGCCGAACACUCAAGCGCAUGGAAAUGUAACUCAGAAUGGAUAGCAUGCACAGAAGCAAAAAAAAAAAAAAAAAGAAAAGAAACAAACAAAAAAAAAACAAAACAUGGGGAGCAGGUGAACAGAAUGAGGACGUGUCCUUUUGAGUGUACUGAUGACUUGGUGGGUUUUUUGAAGGUCUAGAACUACACAGGACCCUCGUCUGUUAAGAUCCUGUGGCUUUUUAAACCAGAAAUGGCUGUUUUUGUUAAACCUAAAAUGCUAUGAUUAAUCAGUUUCCCUUGAAGGACAAACACUGAGUUUAUGGAUGGACUUUUCUGCCUUUUUGACCAGUGACGCAAGACUAUGGCAUUGAAAUGCUUGUUAACGUUAGACCAAACAGUUUAAUAUUUAAUCAUAAUUAUAAUUGCAAUCAGCCUUAAAUCUUUAAUUGUUUGACCAAUUGCUUGGACGCCUCGUUUGUCUGAAGGUUGCCCGCGCUGCUCAAAGCCACAGACAGGGGCGACGUAAGAGACUACUGUGCCUUAUAAGCUCUAAAACGAAUCGGGAUGUUAUGAUUAGUACUGAUUAAGAGGAGAAAGUGAUGGAAGUUAUUUAAACAAUGCCUUAUACCACCUGACUGUGAACACCACACAGUACUGUACCUUCACCGACGCUUUUGUUUUAUUAAGCAUCACAGGAAACGAGUCUCAUUCAAAACACUUCAUGCUUCAUCUCCCAACUCAGGCGUUCAGAGCAUUUAAUACAAGGCGGUGCAGAUGCAGACAUGCCAACCUUUCUGUGUCGCAACUUCAUAUUUUUAACAUCAGAGUAUGGUGGCAGAUGAACCACCAGAAUCGACAUGUGAAUCUGCAAUGACUUAAAAUCGUGUAGGUGUUUUGAACAUCUCUCUGAUGUUAUCUGACCCCCUGGAAGCUCCGCCCCUUCCCCUUUCCCCCAUUACAUUAGUAAUCUCUUGACUUGAUUUUCUCUCUGAAAAGAUGAGCUGAUGCAGUGGCUUCACUUUCAAAGUAAACAUGAAAUCAAAUCUGUAUGUAUGCCAAGUAUGUUUGACUUGGCUAACAUAGACACGUUAUAGACAAGUGUUGCAUCGACGUCAGUUAAAUAGACCGAAAAUAUUCUGCCAAAACUGCUCACUUGUUCAGCCAAAAAAAAAAAAAGCUGAAAAUUUUUGACAAAUCAUUUUAAUGCUAAUGAUAAUCAGAGAAUGAUUAAAAACACUGUUGUCCUGCAGCAAAAACACAUUCAAAGUGUGGUAAAGCCCCAGUGACUAGAAACCAGAGUGCGCAUAUAUACAGGGUUUUACGUUAACCACCAGGUGCUUGGGGGAAAAAGCUGCCGCUCUUCUGUUUUAGUUAAGAUGUUAGGGAUAGAAAAGAUUACAUACACACUUUCUUAUUAAAAGCUUUAUGUAACAUGUAUGUAAACUUUUGUAAAGUCUAGUGCGCCUGGUGCUUACCAUAAACCCCUGCAUCAACACAUAGUCCAGUUUCUUAGACAAGUGAAUACACAAGGGACUACGCAGGGCUAUGUCUUCUUCCUCUUCAGGGUUGGCAGGUCUGCAGAUAUACUGUAUCUCAUCCCUACAGGCAUUUGGAGAAUGUUAUUACAAGGUACACUUUGUCACUGCCUUAUGAAAGCUCUACUACUGUAUAAGACAUCCAUUCCCUUCCUCCUUUUGAGCCUUAAAAAAAAAAAAGAGUGAAACUACUGUACUGCUACUGAUGCUGAAUUUCCUGCUUCGUCUUAUAAUUACACUGAAGGAGUUCGGGAAAAAUUAGAACUAAAUAUCAGAUUCACGUUCUCUAAAUGUAGUCGAUCAGCCAACACGUUUGCUGCUGAUGAGACAUGGAAGGUCACCCAAAAUCUUUUUUUUUUUUUUUUUUUGAAGAGGGGCAAGCAGAAAAUUUCGAUUGAUUUUUCACUGAACUUUCAGGAUUCAGGCCUCAAUAUGAUGUAGCACACAUCAGGGAUUCUCAGUACUUCCACUGAUCUCAUUCGAACACACUUUCCCCUUCUAAUGUCAAUGCUGAUCUGUUUUCCUCUUUUGCUAAUUCACCAUGAUCAGACUUUUAUUUAGUUAUAGUGGAGCCUCUACACUGAUGCUCACCAUAACUAGUCCAAUUCUGCCAAAUCUUCACUGAGUGAACAGAAAUUUAACAAAGACAAUCAUGCUUGUCAAAUUCUACUGAUGUUAAUAGGUUUAUGUAUACUAGCGCAUAAUGCCAGUUCUUUUUUUGAGUAUUCUCUUAAAUUAUAUGAGGAUUUUAUGGAUUUUAUUUGAUUUUUUUUUUUUCGUUUGUUGAAAAUGUCUAAAUUCUGCUUGUAUCAUUUGGUUUUAUCACCAGACUUUUGAUUCCAAAUAAAGCAUCUUCUGACA
This is a messenger RNA of Pangasianodon hypophthalmus (striped catfish), 3690 nucleotides long. RefSeq lists its product as uncharacterized. Gene Ontology annotation, cellular component: nucleus; cytosol. The record is from RefSeq and is a predicted model, not a curated record. Lineage: Eukaryota; Metazoa; Chordata; Actinopteri; Siluriformes; Pangasiidae. The transcript is spliced from 4 exons. The coding region runs from base 583 to 1281 and encodes 232 amino acids. Gene Ontology annotation, biological process: spermatogenesis.